Rhagoletis pomonella (apple maggot) is the source of this 5621-nucleotide messenger RNA. RefSeq names its product cGMP-dependent protein kinase, isozyme 1-like. The record is from RefSeq and is a predicted model, not a curated record. NCBI's taxonomy places the organism in Eukaryota, Metazoa, Arthropoda, Insecta, Diptera, Tephritidae. The transcript is spliced from 10 exons. Bases 589 to 5040 code for a protein of 1483 amino acids. Gene Ontology annotation, biological process: protein phosphorylation. Gene Ontology annotation, molecular function: cGMP-dependent protein kinase activity; ATP binding.
GAGGUGUCGUACGCGUUGGGCGCACCGAAAACAAAAAAAAAACAUUUGCACUGCAGUAAGCUUUGAGAAAAUUUCCAACGGCAUUUCGCUUUUGUUUUAAAAUGCGCUUGUAAGCAGAAUAAGCAAAAAAAGCUAACGGAAUUUUGCAAAGGAGGCGCGCGUUAAAAUAGUUGUUUACGCUAUUUCUUUGAAAAGUUUGAAGAUAAACUCCUUUGAAAGUGAAAAUAUAGUUGGCAACGCGAGUGUAAAUAAAUAUUUGAAAGUGCGCACGAGUGUGUUUGUGAGUUUGUGUUGCCUAGAAACAGUGCAACCAACUCCUGUCAAAGGAGCUUUGCACAAGAAGCGCAACGUGCAAAAGCAAACAGCGAUAGAAAGUGAAAUGUUUUGAAAUUUGAAUUCGAACGACUCAAGGAUACGCGGUCAGCGCCACAGGACUAGCGCAGGCAGGUGGAUAAGCCAACGCUGCUCCACUUUUUGCUGUCAGCUUGCCGGUGAGGGAAUUGGCAGUAAAGUAAGCAAAACAAAGUUUAUUCCACACUUCAGUCAGUCCAACUUGCACGCUCAUUAGACUACCCCCCACUCCUUACCAUGCAUACAGCCACUAACGAAGUGGAAGAACAGCAAUUUAUUGAACUACCCCUCAAAUCAAAGGAAAACUUCCCCACAAAUUCACACAAAAUGAGCACAGAUACCUUAGCAGAAUCUAAAUCAAAGCCCGCGGUGCGUUUUGGAAUUUCACGCAGCCAAGAAGAAGAGUCCAAACCCACACUGCUGGAGUUGGAGACGCCAUCGCACUAUGGGCGCACAUCACCACUACUAUCUACGAAUCUACGCAGCCACUGCUCAAGCACAUCCGAUACAUCCAGCGCUGCCAACUCAGUACCGCGCGCCACCAAUCUGCGCUUGAAGUUUCGCAAAAGCCACACUUGCGGCAGCCUCUUUGCCAAUUGUAAUUGCAGCAGUCCACCAGCUGUGCCCCUACCAGCACCUGCUACGGGCAACAGCGGCAAUACUACGUCACACCUACUUCAUUCGGGCCGCUCCAGCUACGCUGCCGCGCCUUGCGCAUUCAAUUUCUCUAUUUCGCCUACCAACGCGGAUCUCUCCAGCCACAGCGCUUGCACGCAAUAUACGUCAUCGAGCGGCAUUUACUCGCUCUCGACGCAAACGUCGUCAGCUACAUCGGCACAGCUAUCGCGCGAUGAGAGCAUGAAUGUCAGUUUCGACUGGAGUGCCGGUGGUGGUGGCGGCGGCGGCGGCUGCGGCGAUGGUGAGGGAGUACGUUCCAAUAGUUUCGACAGUGGCGUUAGUGCUAGUGGCGGACAGUCAGCAACACUGCUACAUCGCAAGCACAGUCCAGUUAGCUUUCGGCUCGCAAGCGUUACGGAAAACGAAAACGGUUCAUCACAAGCGCGCGCUACCGCCACCAAAACGCUACAAGUGCCGGGCUUUACUUCCAAUACAGACGCUGGCAUUGUAGCUACGCCAACAGCAAGCAGUGCGAUCUCACCCACAGCAACGCGUAAAAACGAACGCAAAGCAAAACGGUUCUUUCAGUCCUACUCGCAUCCGGAUACGGAUUACAUCUUCACCGAAGCGAAUAAGAAACCCUCGCGCGAAUCGCUAAUUCAGAUACAUGUGCAGCAUCAGCAGGAAGCGGUGAUAAAAACGCGAGACGGUAAACUAGAAUUCAAGCAACCGAAACGUUCGUCCUCACCCAAUAUCGGACAAUUUCAAGUGUUGGAUGUUGCGGUGCAUCCUGAUAUAUUAGUGAAAAUCUCGCCAAAACAAUCGCCUGUAACGGUAGCGCGUCCACAGCAAUCGCCACAGAGCACACCACGCUCUGCGCAGCAAAGACGGCGGCUCUUGCAACGUUCGCACGAAAUCGAUUCGGGUGGCUCGACAUCGGAGACGGAGCAGAAUUGCGACGUGCCGCAGGAGGCGAAGGCAAAGGAUUUGAAAUUGCAAUACGGCAAGGAAAAUACCACACCAAUUGAAAGGUUGGGCAGUCCUACCAAAUCUAAAGCAGUCGUUGAGGAUGCAAGCUUCGAUGCAGCACAGAAAUAUUUUGCUGAGAGCGGCAUUCUAGGACCGAUCAAUACAGCCAGUCCGCUGAUCAGGAAGACUUCAAAGAUUUUGCAGGAUGCUAAUGUGCAUGAGCAGAUUCGUAAAACUUCGAUGAUAUUGCGUGCCAACGGCGGCAUUAACAGCACCACCACCAACAACAACUCCACCAAUACGCCAGCGAGCACAUCACCCAAACUAAACUCACCAACUUCACCCAAAUCCAAGGCACUUUUGCCGGCGCCUAUACUCGCCUUGGUGCCUGUAGAGAAACCAAAAUUCCAUACUAUCGAUGAGAACAGUUACAGUAAGCACAAUAAUUGUAAUACACAGUACAAUGUGUACAGCAUGGAGCGAGCGCCAGCACUAGCAUAUGCAAGCACCAGUGGCAGUUGCAGCAGCAGCACCACCACCACCAUUACAAACGACAACAAAAACAAAAACAACAGUGGCAGUGGUUAUAAGAUUAACGGCAACAGUACGUCACUUUCGCCACACACCAUGGCCACCACUUGUGGCUUCAGCCCCAACAUGACGACAAAGAGUUGCAACGUAACCGAUGAUCGCGAUGCUCAAAUAAAGAGUAUGCAGGGCGAAAUUGUUUCAUUGAAGGAUGUGAUAAAGGCACGCGAUGCAGAAAUUGUUAAAUUACGAAGAGAAAUACAUAAAUUGAAGAGUGUUCUUCAGCAAACGGCCAAUCCACUACCCAUAGCUAUCGCCGAUCUACCACCAUCACCCACAGCUCCCGCCCCAUCACCCAAUAGCUUUCUACUCGCCAGUCCGAAUCAAAUUUGUACAGUAUGCAAGAAAAAAUUCGAAACAGACAGCAAUUCGACGCCACGCAUUCGACAACUCACACCGGAGAAUAGCACCUCGGUCGAAUCGAAUAUCAGCGAGUCAACGGCAACAACUGACACCGGCAACACUGCUGUAACCUGUGCACUGACCAGCUCAAAUGCUGUCAAUAAUCAACCGGUGGAGAUCGCCUUGGAUGCGGCAGCAGCACAAACGGCAGCCGAGGCGGCGGCCACCGCGUCAACAUGCAACGGCGUUAAGUCGAAAUUGACGCCCAUGUCAGCGCAGCUACACGCGCCAGUGCUCAAGAAACAGGGUGUUUCCGGCGAAAGUUGUGAAACUUCCAUGCAGCAGUCGAUCAAUGUGCCCACACCGAAAUAUGAAAAGGAUUUCAGUUCCAAACAACUCAUCAAAGACGCUAUAAUGGACAAUGAUUUUCUCAAGAAUAUCGACGCUUCGCAAGUACGCGAACUUGUUGAAUCCAUGUAUCCGCUGGCGAUCGCCAAGGGAGAGUUUGUGGUGCGCGAAGGUGAGGUGGGCGCUCAUCUUUACGUUUCGGCGGAGGGUGAAUUUGAGGUGGUCAAAGGUGGCAUUGUGCUGAGCGUCAUGGGACCGGGCAAGGCUUUCGGUGAGCUUGCCAUACUCUACAAUUGCACGCGUACCGCUUCGAUACGCGUCUUAUCAGAUGCGCGUGUAUGGGUGCUAGAUCGUCGAGUCUUCCAACAGAUCAUGAUGCGUACGGGCAUGCAAAGGAUCGAGAAUAGCGUGAACUUUUUGAGAUCGGUGCCGCUGCUAAAGAAUCUCAGCAUGGAGGUGUUGGCGAAAAUAGCCGAUGUGCUGGAAGUGGAAUUCUAUCCAGCUGGCACUUACAUCAUACGCCAAGGCGCCAGUGGUGACACCUUCUUCCUCAUUUCGCAAGGCAGCGUCAAGGUCACACAAAAGUUAACACCCACCUCCGAGGAGAAAGAGAUACGCACACUAGAACGUGGUGAUUACUUUGGUGAGCAGGCUCUCAUCAAUGAGGAUAAACGUACGGCAAAUAUUAUCGCCAUGGCGCCCGGUGUUGAGUGUUUAACGCUGGAUCGUGACUCCUUCACGCAGUUGAUUGGCGAUUUGUGCGAGUUGAAGGAAAAGAACUACGGCGAUGAGAAUCGUGUGCUGGCCAUGAAGUAUGCGGAGAAGACCAAAGAGAUUUUCGGCGCCAAUGUGAAGCAAGAGUUCCCUGACAUGAAGCUCACCGAUUUGGAGGUUGUAGCCACACUCGGCAUCGGCGGUUUCGGACGCGUGGAACUUGUGAAAGCCUAUCGUGAGAACAGCGUUGAUAUAUUUGCAUUGAAGUGUCUUAAGAAGAAGCAUAUCGUCGAUACCAAACAGGAGGAGCAUGUCUUUAGCGAACGCACCAUUAUGCUUACCUGCGAUUCACCCUUUAUUUGUCGCCUCUAUCGCACAUUCCGUGAUGAGAAGUAUGUGUAUAUGUUGCUCGAAGCCUGUAUGGGUGGCGAGAUAUGGACUAUGUUGCGCGAUCGUGGCUGCUUCGACGACAAUGCUACACAGUUCAUAAUUGGCUGCGUCUUGCAAGCAUUCGAGUAUUUGCAUGCGCAUGGCAUUAUCUAUAGAGAUCUCAAGCCGGAAAAUUUGAUGCUGGACGAGAGGGGAUAUGUGAAGCUCGUCGACUUCGGUUUUGCCAAAUAUAUCGGCAAUAGCAGCAAGACUUGGACUUUUUGCGGCACGCCAGAAUAUGUAGCACCGGAAAUUAUUUUGAACAAAGGUCACGAUCGUGCUGUGGACUAUUGGGCUUUGGGUAUACUCAUACAUGAGCUGCUCAAUGGCACUCCGCCCUUCACUGCUACAGAUCCUAUGAAAACCUACAAUAUAAUUCUGAAGGGUAUUGAUAUGAUCGAUUUCCCUAAGCAUAUGUCACGUUCGGCUGUGCAAUUGAUCAAGAAACUGUGUCGUGAUGUGCCGGCAGAGCGUUUGGGCUAUCAAAAGGGAGGCAUACAAAAUAUUAAGAAGCAUAAAUGGUUCCUUGGCUUUGAUUGGGAUGGUCUCGAACAGCAAUUGCUCAUACCGCCAUUUGUGCGUCCCAUUGCACAUCCAACGGAUACAAUGUACUUCGAUAAAUUUCCAUGUGAUCCCGAAGAACCGCCAGAUGAGUUCUCCGGCUGGGAUGCGGACUUUUAAAAAAACCGCGCAAGCACCUUUACUUUGGUCAAUAUAGUGCCUUAAAACAGCUGAGCUAAAAAAAUAUUUUACAUAAAAUAUUGCUCAAAAUUUUCUAAUCAAAUAUCAAUUUAUAUAUGUAUUUAUAAAUAUGGUGAAAUUUCCUUAAAAGCAUUUUUUUAAACUAAACAUAAAAAUGUAAAGCGUUGUUGAAUGCAUACACUUUUUAAAUAAAUUUUUUAAUAAUUUAGCAGUGGUGAAAAUAGCACUUUGCUCACACAAUUUGCAUAUACAUACCUGUGUAUGUACAUAUGUAUGUACAUAGAUAGAUGCAGUUUCAUAAAGUAUUUUUCAGAUAUUUUCCAUAUCUUUAGUCAUGCAACUUAUAAAAAAGAAAAUAAUAAUUAUAAUAUUAUAUUCUAAAAUACUUCUACAUAUUAGCUUUAAGCACUUUUAGCACUUAAAAACAACUCUGCUCAAGUAGUUUUAAUCAAAAAUGCAAUGAAAUUGUGUGCCUUUGUCUGUUAAAUUUCCGAAAUUCAUUUACUAUGUAGAAUAGCGUAAAAUUUAUUGCUAAAUAAAAAGCAGAUACAAAAUCAUAA